GUGAUCACGUGUUGUCAGCUCCAAGUCAGCGAAGUUGUUGGAAAAGUUUUGACAAGACCAAGGAUCUUCGACACGGCUGCAAAGAGACCAGGAUCGGCGAUUCAUAACCGCUCCUAAACUCUGAUUUUGAGUCUGGAGAAACAAUGGCAUCCGUUGCGCAGAAAGUGAUGACUUCGGGAUUCAGUCUUGACUUUGGACCUCUUAAAGAGCCUUUGGCAUUCAUCCGUUUGCUAGAAUGGGUCUUCUCCAUAUUUGCCUUUGCUACAACCGGAGGUUACAGCGGCUCAUCCAGCAUCAAUGUCAAAUGCAACGGAACAGAAAAUAAAGAAAUAACAGCAAACUUUAACUACCCAUUCAGGUUGAUGGAUCAUCCCUACGCUGUCCCUAACUGUAAUGAAACGUCCACUAAUUACUUUCUGACUGGAGACCACUCAUCCUCUGCGCAGUUUUAUGUCUGUAUUGGUGUGUUUGCGUUCCUCUACAGCACCGCCACGCUAAUCAUCUAUUUGGGUUACAACCACUUGUACAGGGAACCUAGUCGGGGCCCCAUCCUGGACCUGUUGUUGACUGCGGUGUUCGCCUUCCUGUGGUUGGUAUCAUCGUCUGCUUGGGGUAAAGGUUUGUCUGAUGUCAAGAGGGCUACCGAUCCUACAUUCUUGCUGACUCUUAUUGAAGUUUGCAAAAAUAGCGUGCACACGUGCACAGCGGGGGCUCUGCCUUUCAUGGGUCGAUUGAAUGCCUCUGUGGUAUUUGGUUUUCUUAACCUCAUCUUGUGGGGAGGCAACUGCUGGUUUAUUUACAAGGAAACGCCUUUCCACAAAUCAGCCAACCCACCUGCAAAUGUGGAGGGGUGACCGAAGCCAUUCUAACUACACAGCCACUUCAUUUUUAAAAUAGUCUAACACGUAGUGUUCCUACACAAAUACUUUUGGUUAGGACUGCAAAAGGAAAAAUACUAUUCUACGUAUAACAAAUGUAUUUCAAACUGACUGCUCUUUUUUUGCAGUAUUAAUUUCAGAUCUGGAUUUUCUCUCAAACACAUUUCACAAAGAACAUUUUUAUAUCUAUGCAUCAAAUAUGAAGGGCCCCUUAUUUCUAAUGAGACUAUGGAUGUGCAGUAUUUUGUAACCAUAUAUUCUGCAUUCAGAUUUUUUUUUUUUAAAGGCUCAGGGCUGUUGAGUGUAUGAAGUGCAAGAAACCUAAUAAAUAAAAUAUAGUUUAAGUGCAUUGAUUCUUAACACAACUGUAGACUGUGGAUAUGAAUUUCAGCACAAUCUUAAUUAUAAAGGCCUGAAAAUAUAGAGUUCCAAAAAAUUCAUUAAAAAAUUGCCAGUGUGAGAUUGUUUAAAGUGGGUCAGAGUCCUGUUUAAUCUUUUUUGUUAUUACGCCUCAUCAUCUAUUCACGUCAGGCUGAUUUCACUUGUUUAGACUAACGGCUAAAUAUUUUGUUGAAUGUGAUGCCUCUGUUCAUUAGGAACAUGCCAACUCUUUAGGAAUUUCACAUUUCUCACGAUUGCUUGGAAUUAUAAGAUAUUUAUUGGGUGUUUCUCCCAAUAGGACCUGCAUUUUUCUGUUUCUAGAUCUUUCUAAAUCAAGAAGUGUGUUUAAAUUGAGGAGUUUGUAUUAAAAUGACAUUGUUCAAUACACUAUUUCAGUAAUGUUGUCAACCCUCUUGUGUGAGCUUAGCUACUUAUUGGUUCUUUUGUUUUGUUUUUUCUUAAACAGUUGACUAAUCUCUUGCCUGUUUUCAGUAAUUGUAUAUUUCUUAUCUCUCUUUUGCGAGGCUUCUACCUCCUCUUUGUUAUAAGGGAAUGCAAGCCAUCUGCCUUAAUUUCCACCACUCUUAUGAUUUUCUACUUUUUGUGGACUCGCUUGAUUCCCAGUUUCCAGCUUUAUCAAUCAAAUUGUUGUUAAAAAUGCUACAGAAGAGAAUGGAGUCUGUGGUCGAAUACAGAAAGAAAUUGUGUGGACAUGAAAUGUCUUGCUUGAUUAAAAGAAAGAACCACA
This is a messenger RNA of Oreochromis aureus, 2007 nucleotides long. RefSeq names its product synaptophysin-like 2b (gene sypl2b). Gene Ontology annotation, cellular component: synaptic vesicle membrane; synaptic vesicle. The record is from RefSeq and is a predicted model, not a curated record. The transcript is spliced from 6 exons. Bases 144 to 854 code for a protein of 236 amino acids. Lineage: Eukaryota; Metazoa; Chordata; Actinopteri; Cichliformes; Cichlidae.